AUGUUGUCGUAAUAAUUUUACUAUGACGUAUUUAAGAUAGUCCAACAAAUGUCUGCCAAUUAGAUUAUCACCACCAAUGAAAAGGAAAAUUUAAAAAGUCUCAUUUCAACUAUAUAUUUUUAGAUAUAAUAAUAAAUCAUGAUUCAAAGUUUGUACAAACCCUUGAUACUAUUUAUAAAUCAGAUGAAAAUGAAAAGUUUGACAAAAUUGCUGCUGAAAUCAAAUUAUAUAUUAAGUCUAUGAGAUCGAGAAAACCAAAAUAUUUGAAAAACAAAUAAAUGCGUGAUAUUACUGACGAAACAGAAAAAAAUAUUUAUGAUGAUAUUAUAGCAGAAGUCUCUUCAGAUAGUGAUUCUAUUUCUUGA
This is a messenger RNA of Paramecium sonneborni, 365 nucleotides long. NCBI's taxonomy places the organism in Eukaryota, Ciliophora, Oligohymenophorea, Peniculida, Parameciidae. The record is from the annotation of a GenBank genome assembly.